This is a messenger RNA of Verticillium dahliae VdLs.17, 3150 nucleotides long. Its product is annotated as ral2. Gene Ontology annotation, molecular function: protein binding. Gene Ontology annotation, biological process: cell redox homeostasis. The record is from RefSeq and is a predicted model, not a curated record. NCBI's taxonomy places the organism in Eukaryota, Fungi, Ascomycota, Sordariomycetes, Glomerellales, Plectosphaerellaceae. The transcript has a single exon. Bases 1 to 3150 code for a protein of 1049 amino acids. Gene Ontology annotation, cellular component: mitochondrion; cytosol.
AUGUCUAGCCCCGGACUGACCCCGAACCAGUUCUCCCCUGCACAGACCGACCAAUCGAAAGCCCUCGACUCGGACACCGAUCAAGAACGAGAUCGCCCUCCCGCCCCGGUCAAGUCUCCUUCAGAGUUACUCUCUGGUGUCUACCGCGGCUUCAAGAAAUUUGCUCCCAGUCGAGACGACAGCCUGCGCCGGCAACCCUCCUUGCUCGGCCUGCGAAGCACCACGCCUACUAGCUCCGCGUCCUCCCCCUCGCCCACCACGGACGCACGAUCUCCGCCCCCGCCGCCCAUUGCGCAGCAUGCGAGGAGUCUGAGCCUACAAAGCAGUCUUGCCAAGCCUCUCCCAGAACCGCCCCCAGAGCAGUCCGGAGCGGACAGUUUUCCAGCCCCAGCAGCUGCCCCCAGCAUCGCGAACAACCUUGACGCCAUACCGGAGGACCAGCCCGUCAUGGCGGACAGCCGGACAAGCACAAUGGACUCGAAUGUGUCUGUCGACCAGGCCCAGGCCUACGUUGGUGCGCAAGGCGGUUACAACACAGACAUGUCCGCCAGUCAGACAAGCUUGGCGAGUUCCUCGCGGCAGGACGCACGAGAGGAAAGGAGAGACAAUCUGACACCAAAAAGCGCCGGUCCUGCAUCCGCCGGUCUUUCGCCUUCAGUCACCCAGACCAGGGGUCCCGCCGUUGCCACCUCUGCCUCUUCCUCGUCUGCCCACCUGUCGGGCUUGAUGUGCAACGUUCACAGGACAACGGGAAAGGAACCUCAUCCAUUGGUUGGCGCGACGACUACCAUACUCGGCGACAAGCUCUACGUGUUUGGUGGAAGAAUCUUGUCUAGGAGCCGGCCUGCGCCCUUGACGGCCGACCUGUACGAACUGGAUCUCAUUCGAAGACACUGGACGAGGCUCGAGACCACAGGCGACAUCCCGCCGCCACGGUACUUUCACUCCAUGUGCCCACUCGGCGAUACGAAAAUGGUGUGCUACGGAGGCAUGUCACCGACAACGAAUCAGGCUGGCGCGGCGCAAGAUCAGCAGCCCGAGGUGACUGUCAUGUCGGAUAUUUAUAUCUACGAUGUACCCAGCCGCAAGUGGACGUACAUCCCUACGCAGGAUCCUCCCCAAGGUCGCUAUGCGCACUGCGCCUGCAUCCUGCCGUCGUCGGCGUCCUUUUCGUCUCACAAGGCCCCGCUGUCCGCACUUCAACACAACCCUCCCUCGGCGAAUCCUAAUGAGGGCAGGAUAGGGAUCAACAUCGAUGGGUCCGGCGGCGCCGAGAUGAUUAUUGUCGGCGGACAAGACGGUGCCAACCACUACAUUGAGCAGAUCAGCGUUUUCAACCUGCGAAGCUUAAAAUGGACCUCGACCCAGUCUCUUGGCAAGAGCUGCGGCGCCUACAGGAGCGUUGUCGCGCCUCUUCCGCCGUCGGUCACGUCCAAGAUAGGCAAAGCGGGUGUAAACGGCUCGCAACGCGAGGGCGGCAUCAGCCAAGAAGCUCGGGAGCCUGGCUCAUCAAUGCUCAUCUACUCCAACUACAACUUCUUGGACGUCAAGCUAGAGCUCCAGAUUCGAUCAUCCGACGGCUCCCUUUCCGAAAAGCCAAUGUCUGGCGCGUAUUCGCCGCCAGGCUUGCGCUUCCCCAAUGGCGGCGUUAUUGACACGCACUUUGUGGUCAGCGGCACGUACCUGACCUCCUCAAAGCAAGAAUAUGCGCUGUGGGCCCUCGACUUGCGAACGUUGACGUGGUCUCGAAUUGACGCAGGGGGCAGUGUGUUCAGUCAAGGUAGUUGGAACCGCGGUGUGCUAUGGAAUCGCCGGAACACCUUUGUUAUAUUGGGCAACCGAAAGCGAAGCCUUGUCGACGACUACAAUCAUCGCCGUAUCAACUUUUCCAACGUUUGCAUGGUAGAGCUCGAAGCUUUCGGUUUCUACGACAACCCGAGGAAGACGGCGCCGUUGUCCGGAUUCGUGUCGUCCAGCAGUCCCUUUACCGGUCCUGACCUCAGCUUGGCCAGAAAGGCUGGCUGCACCGCGGGUGGGCGAUUCCAUUCCAGAGCGUCCGAAGAGCUGGGUGAAAAGGCUUUGGCGCUACGAGAGCUUUCGGACAUGGAUAUUCUUUGCUUACACGGCGAGAGGAUACCUGUGAAUUCGCGGAUUGUGGCCAGGCGAUGGGGGCCCUACUUCGUUCAGUUGCUACGUGAAGGUGCCGCGACACAGGACGGCAGCGAUGCCAUGACCCUCCGAGGUGGCCUUUCUAACACUGUGAGGAACUCUGGCGUGACCAUUACGCCGUCGAGGGACCGGGUAGAAAGCAUCACAUCCAUGGGUAGCACCAUUGCCUCAUCAUUCGGCUCCUCUGGCAAGCAGCCAAGCACAGCGCCGUCGAGCAUCGCCGGAAGCGCCUUUUUACCACAAACCGGCCUCGACACCAACAAUCCCAACGCAGCCCCCACGCCCAUCAGUCUGCCACCGAGGUCACGCCCAAGGUGCCUCUACCUUCCCCACACCUACCUAACCGUCCAGGCACUGCUCCACUUUUUGUACACCUCGUCGUUGCCUGCCCCGUCCUCGCCGCUGUGCACGCCCCCGAUACUGUGCUCGCUGCUGCAGAUUGCUCGGCCCUACCGCAUAGACGGGCUGCUGGAAGCCGUGGUUGAACGUCUCCACGUGCUUCUAGAUUCCCGGAACGCCGCGGCCGUCUUCAAUGCCACGGCCAUGGCGGCCGGUGGCGGCCGCGGCAUCGAUGGGUCGCUGAACCCCAACUUCUUCGUGCCGCCCGUUGACCCCAUUGCCUCGCUCGAGUCGGCACCCGCGUCGGAGGCCUCUCGCGACAGCGACGGCAACAGCGAGGCGCGUGCCCUUCGCCUCAACACGACGGUACAGCAACAGUCCAGCCGACCCGGCAGCGGCGAGCUCAGCGCGACAACGAGCCAGAGCGGCUCGGAAUGGAGCUCGGAGAUUGGCGAGUCAGAAGGCGGGGGCGUCAGGGAGAUCUGGAGCGGCGAGCUCAGCUCGGUCAUUGGGCUGCAGAAGCGCGGUCUCCGGGGGCUGAUGGAGGGGAGGCGGAUGCGUGAGAGGACCGGCACCGGCACGGGCAGCGUCAGCCAGUACGGGCCGCAGUCGCGGGUGGGGCUAGGCAUUGCCAGCUCGUAG